Messenger RNA from Jaminaea rosea, 1219 nucleotides. Its product is annotated as SYF2-domain-containing protein. The transcript has a single exon. Bases 26 to 1009 code for a protein of 327 amino acids. Gene Ontology annotation, cellular component: catalytic step 2 spliceosome; post-mRNA release spliceosomal complex; Prp19 complex. Lineage: Eukaryota; Fungi; Basidiomycota; Exobasidiomycetes; Microstromatales. The record is from RefSeq and is a predicted model, not a curated record.
CAGCAUCCUACAUUACCAUCCAAAGAUGCCGCCGAGGAAGACCAGAGCUGCGAAGAAGGUGGACAAGCAGGAUGCAGCAGAGACUUCAGAGGCUGCUGCUUCGUCCUUGCCUCCAGCGGCCGCCAGCAGUGUGAAGGGCAAAGCAAAGGAGCAGGACGAUGCAGACGAGGUGGAGCAACAUGCUGAGCAACACGAUGGCGACGAAGAGCAGGGACACGGAGAACCUGUGGAUGCUCCUGCUGCCUCUUCCUCCUCAACCUCCACCACGACAAUGGAAGACCGCAAAGCGCGCCUCCUCUCCCUCAAGCAACGCCUCUCCGCCUCCUCUCAAGCGAACCGCAAAGACCUUGUCCUCGAUAAAGCCCCCGCCCACGCGCCGGGCUCCUCGACCCGCAAGAACCCGGGUAAAGCGCACAAGCUAGCAAAAGCUGCUGCUACUCUGGACAAGCGCGAUGCAGAGGAGUCUGGGAAGGACUGGGAGCGUGUACGUAAUUGGGGGUAUUCGAUGGAGGACCAGGAACGUUGGGAGGAGAAGUUGAGGGAGAAGGAGGAGAAGAGGGAUAAAGGAUUGAUCGACGCUAAUGGGUUGGCGGCGAGGAGUUAUGCGAGAGGUGUAGAGGGGAUGAAGCCUGAUUUGAAGGCUUAUCAGGCCGAGAGUCGGGGCAAGGAAAAGGGUAGGGAUGCGAGGGGUGCAGAAGGGAGCUCAGCACUCGUCGUUCGCGACGCAGCUACUGGUGCAGUGGUGCCAUCAUCAGCAUCCUCACCCUCCGGCUCUCUUUCCUACGGCAGUCAUCGCCCCAGCGACAACGCAGUGGACCGUGUCAUUGGCCACCUCAACAUGGAAGCCGACGCCCGCUCCAAACGCUCACGCAAGAGGCCCGCGGGAGAAGACGAGGGCGAGGUCACGUACAUCAACGAGAAGAACGCCCACUUCAACCGCAAGAUCAAUCGCUUCUUCGAUGAGCAUACGACGGAGAUUAGGGAGAACUUUGAGAGGGGCACCGCGUGAGUAGCCGCGAGGUUGACGGCUCAGGUUGAUAUGAAUGAUCGGCAGCUGACCCUCUUCCUCUUCCUUCCCCUCCAUCAUAGGCUGUGACCUAUUGUACCCUUGCUUCCCCUCAUCCUGUCCUGAUCUCAUUUCUUUCGACUCCAUCACGCAUUCACAACGCCUUGUUGCCAGUUACAUCAUGUAUUCUCUCUCACCCAGCCUUACAACGCC